Molecule: messenger RNA, 3335 nt
Organism: Saccostrea cuccullata (small rock oyster)
Lineage: Eukaryota; Metazoa; Mollusca; Bivalvia; Ostreida; Ostreidae
Product: protein DDB_G0287365-like
Exons: 24
Coding region: 1-3276 (1091 amino acids)
Source: RefSeq, a predicted model, not a curated record
AUGGCUGCCAGAAAUCUGUGCAUACUUCUUGGUUUCUUCGCAGUUGCUGCAUCUGCGCAGUUAAGUUCUAAGUAUUGUCCACAUGAGCAGCCUGACGUUAACUACAAGGCUUGGUCUUCUGAGAGCAGCUGGACCUCUGGGAAAUUACCGGAAGCUACAACCGACGUCACUUUAGAUGACGGGGUCUACCUCUUGGAUACGUCGGUUGACGUCAGAAGCGUCACGGUUGCCAAGGACGCUACCCUCGUGUUUAAGGACGUCGACCUCACUGUCAAGACUCGCUACAUCCUGGUCCGUGGGGCGCUUUAUCUUGGCUCUGAAACGUGUAAACUCAAAAGCACCAUUGAUAUUACCUUAUAUGGUAAUAAAGGAGAUGUUUCAAUAACUGGUUUUGGAGAGAAAUUCAUUGGAGUAGAUAGCGGGGGGAUACUCCAUCUUCACGGGAAUGAAAAACUGCCGUGGAGUAAACUGACCCAGACAGUCAGGAAAGCGAAGGACGGAGAGAUCUCAGAUAUUUACAACGAAGAUGGUGUCAAAAAAGCCCACUUUCAAGGAAUUGUGAUGUAUAUCUGGAACGCAGAAUCCGGGGAGCUUGAGGAAGCGAAGCGUGCGUACGCAGCUGGUCGAUACACUGUCACCAGGGCGGGAAAUCAGUGCGAGACUGAACGGGAUGCCAAACAGUUUGAAGAAAUGCUUAACGAUGUACCCGACGGUAAAAUUGUUGGAUUGGCUUUAGUACGACAUCUUUUGCACAGAAAUGUCAAUUACGCCAUGUUCUACGAAAUCUUUGAAAACUUUGCCUUCGGGAGAGUGACGGGCAACAGCGGUGUACGCGAUCUACGUCUACACGAUGCUUGGUCCUUCAUCAUGAAGAAAGGUGACAGCUCUACAGCCCAAGAAUUACUUUUGAAAGACGAUAAGGUAAAACUGGAGCGUGCUGCCGAGUUAUACCAUUAUGAAAAUAACAUCAAGUUUACCGUCAGGAGCUGGGUUCACACUAUACGACGUGGUGCCUGCUACUCACGAGGAAAGAGCGCUCAGGCUGAUAUCGCGGAUCCAAAAUUAUCGCUGACUGGUGACGUCACUUCCUGGAAAGAUGGCGAUGAGGUGGUUCUCCUGUCGACCGAUUAUGACCCCAAACAAGCGGAAGUGACGACAAUUAAACAAUGUAAUGACUGCAGUACGAAGGAGACAAGAAUCAAUCUUGAGCCUUUGUUUUCACACUUUGGACAAAUGGUUAAUGGCGUCGAUAUGCGAGGAGAAGUUGCUCUACUGAGCCGUAAUAUUAAAAUCCGAGGGGCUCCGGCUUCUAAUAGCAAGACACUCGGGGGGCAUAUCAAGGUUCUACAGGGUUUUAAAGAAGCACAGGUCGAGAAUGUGGAGCUGGUCAACAUGGGUCAAUUAGAUAGCUUAGGAAAUUAUCCAUUCCACUGGCAUAUGUGUGGUGACGUCACAAACUCGUAUAUUCGGGGUAGUGUUAUCCGGGAUUCUAAUGCACGAUGCGUGACUAUUCAUGCCACAAAUGGUGCCGUGGUGGAGAAUAAUGUCUGUUUUAAUGCCGUGGGACAUGGAUACUUCUUGGAAGAAGGUGGCGAGGUGAACACAGUAUUAAGUGGUAACCUCGGAGCCGGAACUAUCCGAACAAAUUCACUGACCAAAACAGACAUAAUGCCUUCAACCUUUUGGAUUACGAAUCCCAAAACAACUUUGAAAAAUAAUGUUGCUGCCGGAAGUGACUACUCUGGAAUCUGGUACGUGUUUCCUGACGAGCCUAUUGGAGCCUCCUACGGAGUGGUGAAAACAAUGCAAAAAGACGAAGCCAAACGAACACCCAUCAGAGAGUUCACCAAUAAUGUCGUCCACUCAAAUCGUGUGGCUGGACUUCUGUUCGAAAGGCGUCUAGAAAACAACACAGCCUUUGGGUGGGGGACGAAAUAUACACCCCUUAGUGAUCCUCUGGACGAGAAUUCCGCCCCAAAGGCAGCGGUCUUCAACAGAUUAACGGCCUAUAAGAAUGAGAGAUUCAAUACUUGGUUUGAUGCCGCCAAUAUCCAUGUGACACAAUCGUCAUUCUCCGACAGCUUGAUAUCAUUUGCAGUGAUCAGGAGUAGCGAUGGUCCUCAUUGUCUGGUAACUAACAGCGUGUUCAUGGGAGAAUCUAUCAACCUUGGAGAACCCUCUAUCAUCAGAGGGAAUGGCAUGGUAAAAACUUAUCCCCGGGCUGUACCACUGAUGAUGGCGAACCAGCCCCGUCAAGGUUUCGUGUUUUAUGAUCGAGCAGUCAGUCUGGAAGAUUCGUGGUUUGGUAACUAUGCUAGUACAGAUGAUUACAAUGCUGGUGCACUUGGUUUUCAAAGAAACAACAUGAAACUGGCUGCCAGUGGAGCUUUUACCAAAGGGCUUCUCUGGGGAUUUAAUGAUGCUUCUGAAGGAAAUCGAGUGUUCGACGGAAAUGCCACUGACCUCGGUUUCACGGCGUUUGACGGCGAUGACAUAGUUGUCAUAAAUGACCUUGAUGGAUCUACCACAGGUACAAAAGGUAAUUCUGUGGUCAAACCUAUACCAUUCCACAUGACUGAACAGUGCGAAGAAGUCGAUAAUUGGAAAAUGGCGAUUUGUCCACAUGCAUUUGGCCAAGUUAGAGCCACAUAUGAAGGGAUCGUGACUGACGAGAUCACAGUCUCGCGAGAUGAUGACCCGGAUGACCCUAUCACGGGAGACAAAAGGUCAUAUGCACCUUUCCUGACAAUUCUUGGAGGGAGUCAUAGUUACUUAGUCCGCUCCAACGCCAAGAAAGCACCACGCUGGAUGAAAUUUCAUUUCCUUGGCUUGUCAAAAUCCAACUAUGCAACUUUAGCUGUGUGUAUUCCAUCCAAAGCAACAGCCAGCGUAUCUAUGUACAAUUUGGAGCUUAAUAAAUGGGAAAAGGGUAUAGCAGUGUCAUCGUAUGAAGACUUUAAGAAAAGCACGUCUUUCAGAGACUAUUUCGUAGACACAGCAGUAGGAGUUGUGUUUGUGAAUGCCAUGCACGUCCGUGAACAGCUAGAUACGGACAGAGGGAACUGCCUGGACGACAAGUGCCCGUAUGUAUAUAUUUCUAACAAAGAUGGCGACAGAACAGACAUGGAUUGCUCUGACCGAUUUUAUGCCAAAUACAAGAAAGACAAAGUCCAAUCUUCACGUAAAAAGAGGGAAACGACAGCCUCGAAUGAUGAAUUCUCCGCUACACAACGCAGCCCACCAUCUAACUGGGGAGCUGGAUCAACUGCAGCUUAAGUUCCUGACCAUGCUUUCUGUAAUACAUAGAUUCUGUUUACUACGAAAUAAAUGAUUUA